Thermochaetoides thermophila DSM 1495 is the source of this 312-nucleotide messenger RNA. Its product is annotated as mitochondrial 54S ribosomal protein mL41. The coding region runs from base 1 to 312 and encodes 103 amino acids. The record is from RefSeq and is a predicted model, not a curated record. Gene Ontology annotation, cellular component: mitochondrial large ribosomal subunit. The transcript is spliced from 2 exons. Gene Ontology annotation, biological process: translation. Gene Ontology annotation, molecular function: structural constituent of ribosome. Lineage: Eukaryota; Fungi; Ascomycota; Sordariomycetes; Sordariales; Chaetomiaceae.
AUGAAGCCCUCACCUAUCCUCCAAGUCCUACGCUACCGCAACUUGCGCCUGACGACCAAGGACGUCGGCAAAGGCUACUACAAGGGCACGCGCACUGGGUCUAUGGGUCGCCACACCAAGUAUGGUGGUUACGUGAUUGAGUGGCACAAGGUGCGCACGUAUGUGUGUCCGUCGCUGGACGGCUUCAAACUCACCCCGUUCGUCUCGCGCAAGAUCCCGCCCACGCGCGGCCAGUACUCCGGUGAUCAGCUUGGCCCGAAGAACCCAGAGAGGUAUCUGCAGCGGUGGAAGUCGGAGAACGGUCUCGACUAA